Aureobasidium uvarum is the source of this 2313-nucleotide messenger RNA. Lineage: Eukaryota; Fungi; Ascomycota; Dothideomycetes; Dothideales; Saccotheciaceae. The record is from the annotation of a GenBank genome assembly.
AUGAAGUUAGGAUCUUCCGUCAACGCCUUGUUGGCAUUGGCAAGCCCUGCUGCGGCAUAUCAAGCCUGGAGCUAUACCAAUGUGUCUGAUCCUUAUUACGGACAGAGCCCGCCUGUCUAUCCUUCACGUACGGUCCAUCAUACCCUACAUCCUAUACGCCAUCUACUGAUAAUUCCAUANGCUGCCGGUAAUGGGUCAAGCAGUACCCAAUGGGCCAAUGCAUACGCCCAAGCACGCAAUCUGCUUUCCCAAAUGACUCUUGAGGAGAAGGUAAACGUCACCCGUGGUUUCACUGGAACCUGCGUCGGCAACACUGGCGCCGUCCCUCGCCUGGGUAUCGAGCCAAUGUGCCUUUCGGAUGCGCCUGAUGGUAUUCGUGGUCAAGAGUUUGUCAGUGCUUUCCCUGCUGGCAUUCACGUCGCUGCCACUUUCGACAAAGACCUCAUGUAUGCUUAUGGUCGUGCUCUGGGCGAGGAGUACCGUGGUAAAGGCAUCAACAUUGCUCUUGGACCGGUUGCUGGACCACUUGGGAGAGUUGCGAGAGGCGGCCGGAACUGGGAGGGCCUAUCUGCUGAUCCUCACCUUGCUGGUGCCGGCAUGGGAGCUAUCACGAGAGGUAUCCAAGAUGUUGGUGUCAUCGCUACUGCAAAGAUGCUAACAUGUAAUNNAGCCAUGUCAUCUAACACUGAUGACAAACCUCUUCAUGAACUCUACGCCUAUCCUUUCAUGAAUGCUUUGAAGGAGAAUGUCGGCGCUGUAAUGUGCAGCUACCAACGCGCCAACAACUCGUACGGAUGCCAGAAUUCCAAGCUUCUCAACGGCAUCCUCAAGACUGAAUUCGGCUUCCAAGGGAUGGUCAUGUCCGACUGGGAAGCUCAGCACUCGGGUGUUGCCUCUGCAAAUGCUGGACUUGAUCUUGUCAUGCCUGACGGUGGUUUCUGGGGUGGUAACCUCACUCAAGCAGUCAACAAUGGCUCUGUCUCUAUUGACAGAUUGAACGACAUGGUCACUCGUCAACUGGCGGCUUUCUUCUAUGUUGGCCAGGGUGAAGGCUUUCCCGCUGCAGCCGUGCACAGUAAUCUCCAGAUCCAGGAACCUGUUGACGUACAGGAUGAUCACUCUGAUCUGAUUCGAGAAAUUGGUGCUGCUGGAACUGUCCUUGUCAAAAACGUCAAUCACACUCUACCGCUCAGGAACCCUCGUUUCUUGUCAAUCUAUGGAUACGAUGCAACCAUCAAGGCAGACCCCUGGCAAAACCCAAGCAGAUAUGGUGGUGGAUACGAGGUCAAUUUUGGUUGGAACACCUUUAAUGGUACCAUGAUCACUGGUGGAGGAUCUGGUGGCAGUACACCUCCCUAUGUCAUCUCGCCCUUCCAAGCCAUCCAAGAACGUAUCGCCAAAAACAAAGGGACGCUUCGCUGGGACUUCCACUCCGAGAACCCCUACCCGCCUUAUCUUAACUCCGAGGCUUGCUUAGUCUUUGUCAACGCAUAUGCGUCUGAAAGCUUCGAUCGCACAACAUUGGCAGACGAGUUCAGUGACAACUUGAUCAAGAAUGUCGCGGCCAAUUGCUCGAAUACCGUUGUCGUGAUACACAGUGCUGGCAUCCGAGUUGUCGAUGAAUGGAUUGAUCAUCAGAACAUCACCGCGGUGCUCUUCGCAGGCCUUCCCGGCCAAGAAUCAGGACACUCUUUGACAGACAUUCUCUAUGGUGAUGUCUCGCCUUCUGGCCGUCUUCCCUACACUGUUGCCAAGAAAGAAGAAGACUAUGGUGACCUCCUAAACUCGACCAUCUCAUUCGACCCUUAUCCCCAAUCAAACUUUUCGGAAGGCGUAUACAUCGAUUACCGCCAUUUCGACCACUACAAUAUCACUCCGCGCUUCGAGUUCGGCUUUGGCUUGUCUUACACUACUUUCAACUACAGCAAGUUGCAAACAGCUAGACUUGCCGAUGGAAAUCUGUCGCCUUAUCCCGACGCAAAUGUCGCAAUCGUCUCCGGCGGGCAUCCCCAACUCUGGGAUGAGAUCUUCUCUGUUUCCUUUGAGGUCGUGAAUACUGGCAAUGUGUCUGCCCAUGAGGUCCCUCAGGUCUAUGUGGGUAUUCCUGAUGCGCCGAAAAAGCAGCUCAGAGGCUUUGAGCGAGUCCUUCUGCAGCCUGGACAAAAUAAAAGAAUCAACAUUCCACUGACGAGAAGAGAUCUAAGUGUCUGGGAUGUCGUGGCUCAGCAGUGGAAAUUGCAGUCUGGGCAGUAUGGGCUUUGGGUGGGUGCGAGCAGUAGAGAUUUCAGGUUGGUGGGAGGACUUAUUGUUUGA